Trichoplax adhaerens is the source of this 258-nucleotide messenger RNA. RefSeq lists its product as uncharacterized. Gene Ontology annotation, biological process: regulation of transcription by RNA polymerase II. Gene Ontology annotation, cellular component: transcription regulator complex. Lineage: Eukaryota; Metazoa; Placozoa; Uniplacotomia; Trichoplacea; Trichoplacidae. Gene Ontology annotation, molecular function: protein dimerization activity; RNA polymerase II cis-regulatory region sequence-specific DNA binding; DNA-binding transcription factor activity, RNA polymerase II-specific. The record is from RefSeq and is a predicted model, not a curated record. The annotation marks the transcript as partial. The transcript has 4 exons.
GAACGAAUACAACGCGAACACGAUAGAAGACACGCAAAUAAUGCUCGAGAGAGAAUUCGUGUCAGAGAUAUUAACGAGGCAUUUAAGGAGUUAGGGCGAAUGUGUGUUAUUCAUGCACCAUCAGAGAAGGCCCAAACUAAGUUAUCUAUUUUACAUCAAUCGGUUCAAGUAAUAACGCAGUUGGAAGCCCAAGUUCGAGAACGGAAUCUCAACCCUAAAGCAGCUUGCUUAAAACAUCGUGAAGAAGAGAAAGUGUCU